This is a messenger RNA of Syngnathus acus (greater pipefish), 1927 nucleotides long. RefSeq names its product flavin-containing monooxygenase 5-like. The record is from RefSeq and is a predicted model, not a curated record. Gene Ontology annotation, molecular function: NADP binding; flavin adenine dinucleotide binding; N,N-dimethylaniline monooxygenase activity. Lineage: Eukaryota; Metazoa; Chordata; Actinopteri; Syngnathiformes; Syngnathidae. The transcript is spliced from 11 exons. The coding region runs from base 147 to 1808 and encodes 553 amino acids.
GUGUUUGUGUGUUUGAAGGGGAGGAGAUCUGCACGUGUGCAUAUAAAAAUGCAAGGAUUUGAGGACCCUUCUCGCCGAGCACAUCAGACCACAUCAGUUGAGCAUUUGGCUUGAGCUGUUAUUUGGACCUUCUGUAUAGCUCCACCAUGGUGCGCAAAGUGGCAGUGAUCGGCGCAGGCCCGUCGGGGCUGGGGGCAAUCAAGGCUUGCCUGGAGGAAGACUUGCAGCCGACCUGCUUUGAGAGCAGCGACGACCUUGGAGGUUUAUGGAAAUUCAAGGAGGUUUCGGAGCCCAACCGUGCCAGCAUCUACCGCUCCCUCACCAUCAACAUCUCCAAGGAGAUGAUGUGCUACAGCGACUUCCCCAUCCCGGCCGACUUCCCCAACUACAUGCACCACUCCAAAAUCCUCAACUACUUCCGCAUGUACGCCGAUCACUUCAAACUGCUGCAGCACAUCCGCUUCCAGACUUUGGUGAAGAGUGUCAAACCCAGGCCGGAUUACGCCCGCACGGGCAAUUGGGAGGUGGUGACGGAGAAGCGGGAUGGGAAAGAGGAGACUCAUGUGUUCGACGCUGUCAUCUGUUGCUCGGGGCACUACACUUACCCUAACCUGCCUCUGCGGGACUUCCCGGGCUUGGACACAUUCCAGGGCCGCUACUUCCAUAGCUGGGACUACAAGGGUCCCGAAGACAUGCACGGCAAGCGCUUGGUGGUCAUAGGCAUCGGCAACUCAGGCAGCGACAUCGCCACGGAGAGCAGCAAAUUCGCCGAGCAGGUGUACAUGAGCACUCGGCGUGGAGCUUGGGUGAUCCGCCAAGUGUCGGACGAUGGCCUGCCGGUAGACAUGAAGUACAGCACGCGCUUCGUGCACAUCCUGUUCCAACUCUUCCCCAUCAACUUCUUCAACUGGUUCGGCGAGAAGAAGCUCAACGCCAUGUACGACCACACCAUGUACGCCCUCAAGCCCAAACACAGGCUUUUCAGUCAGAUCCCCGUGAUCAACGACGACCUGCCCUUCAAGAUCCUGUCAGGCUCGGUGAUCAUCAAACCCAACGUGAAGGAAAUUCGCGGCUCGUCCGUGAUCUUUGAGGAUGGCAGCGUCGCAGAGAAGGUGGAUACCAUUGUGUUCGCUACGGGAUACAACUACGACUUCCCGUACUUGCCCGCCAACACUCUGUACAAGUCGGGUCACAGGGUGGGUCUCUACAAGCACGUGUUCCCUCCCAACAUGGUGCAUCACACCUUGGCCGUGGUGGGCUUCAUCCACGCCCUCGGAGCCAUCAUGCCGCAGGCUGAGAUGCAGGCGCGCUGGGCCGUGCGGGUCUUGAAAGGGCAUAAGAAGCUGCCCUCAAGCCAGGCCAUGGUGAAGGCUGUCGAGAAGGACACCAAAAAUAUGGAGAAUAGCUACAUCAUGUCCAGGCAGGCGCCACUGCAGGUGGACUUUGUGACUUACAUGGACGACCUGGCAGAUGAAAUAGGGGCCAGGCCCAGCCUACUCUGGCUCCUCUUCACCGACUACCCGCUGUUCAAGGAGGUCCUGUGGGGGCCCGUCACCGCCUACCAGUACCGCCUGACUGGGCCCAACAAGUGGGACGGCGCCCGGCGGGCCAUCCUCACCCAGUUCGAGCGAUUGUACCAACCCUUGAAGACCAGGAAGGUGCAAGAAGCGAACGCGGCGAGCUCGGGCGGCCUGUUCAAACUGAGCCUGGCGCUGGUGGCUGGAGGGGCGGCGGUCUACUACGUGCACGUUCGAGAGCCCGAUCUCUUGCCCAGCCUCAUGUCCAAACUUUUGCCCCAAAAAAUGUGAAACCUUUUCAGUCCGCUAUCUGAAUGAUAAUAAUCAAAACCGAAAUAGCAUCUAUGCCGCGAUGUUUUAAAACUAUCAGUUUAAAAAUUAAUAAAAUAAUAAUUAUUAUUAUAUCAUUA